Hevea brasiliensis (rubber tree) is the source of this 1278-nucleotide messenger RNA. RefSeq lists its product as uncharacterized. Gene Ontology annotation, biological process: transport. Gene Ontology annotation, molecular function: transporter activity. The record is from RefSeq and is a predicted model, not a curated record. The coding region runs from base 200 to 1084 and encodes 294 amino acids. Lineage: Eukaryota; Viridiplantae; Streptophyta; Magnoliopsida; Malpighiales; Euphorbiaceae. The transcript has 5 exons.
CUUGGAAUUUACUUUCCAAUUUUGAUGAAGUUCAACCUGUAACUAUCGCAAGGUUUCAUUAUUUUGCAUCCACACAGCAGCUCAAGAAGCAAGAACAAUUGUCGAUCGAAUCAUUGUUAAAGCUUAAGGGAUCUUCAUUUUUGUCGCUCAAUCUACCUCACCUUGAUUUGAUUCUUACUUCUGAGCUUGCUGUUGAAUAAUGGAUAUAACCACUUUGAAUCGAGGGCAACUCACACUAAUGGGAUCUGCAUUCUGUACGAUGCUUACAAUGCAUUUUACAAUGCAGCUCCUAUCUCAGCAUCUUUUUUACUGGAAAAACCCAAAGGAACAGAAGGCCAUAAUAAUUAUUAUCCUUAUGGCUCCAAUAUAUGCCAUUGACUCAUUUGUGGGUUUGUUGGAUGUUCAGGGGAGUAAGGCAUUCUUCAUGUUUUUGGACUCCGUUAAGGAAUGUUAUGAGGCUUUGGUGAUUGCCAAGUUCCUGGCUUUGAUGUACAGUUACCUGAAUAUAUCCAUCAGUAGAAAUAUUGUGCCAGAUGGAAUAAAAGGAAGAGAAAUUCACCAUUCUUUCCCAAUGACACUUUUCCAGCCUCGCACUGUCCGGCUGGACCACCAUACCCUGAGGCUCCUCAAAUAUUGGACAUGGCAAUUUGUUAUCAUUCGCCCAAUAUGCUCGAUUUUGAUGAUAACACUGCAAAUUCUUGGGAUUUAUCCCUCUUGGUUGAGUUGGACAUUCACCAUUAUCCUCAACAUUUCUGUUUCUCUGGCACUGUAUUCUCUAGUAGUGUUUUACCAUGUGUUUGCAAAGGAGUUGGCACCACACAAUCCACUUGCCAAGUUCAUGUGCAUCAAGGGGAUUGUCUUCUUUUGCUUUUGGCAGGGAGUGGUGCUUGACGUACUAGUUGCCUUGGGUGUAAUUCGAUCUCAUCAUUUCUGGUUGGAUGUGGACCACAUUGAGGAAGCUUUUCAGAAUGUCUUGGUAUGUUUGGAGAUGGUUGUAUUCUCUGUUCUCCAACAGUAUGCAUACCAUGUUGCGCCUUAUAGUGGAGACGUGGAAACAAAGAUGAAACUAAAUAAAAAAGAAUGAUAUGACUGGACUUCUAUAGUGUGGAUGCAACAUGUUAUAUAUGCAUAUGGAACAUGUUAUAUGUGCAUAUGGAACAUCUAGUUGAUUGUUUGAUUCUACUGUGAGAAAAAAGGGACAGAUGUGCCUUAAAAUUUGAUUCAACGUCCAUGUAAAAUUGCACUUCGUUAAGUAGAAUGGCAUUUUAUGUUUGCUAA